Amphimedon queenslandica is the source of this 1236-nucleotide messenger RNA. Its product is annotated as exostosin-like 2. Gene Ontology annotation, molecular function: glycosyltransferase activity. NCBI's taxonomy places the organism in Eukaryota, Metazoa, Porifera, Demospongiae, Haplosclerida, Niphatidae. The record is from RefSeq and is a predicted model, not a curated record. The coding region runs from base 73 to 1119 and encodes 348 amino acids. Gene Ontology annotation, cellular component: membrane. The transcript is spliced from 4 exons.
CCACGCCCACUUGAUUAAUUGCUUGUAGGGCUACCACCAUCGCUUCAACAAUCAACAUACUAUGCCAUCUUUAUGAGUCUCUGGAAGAAAUUUUCAGCCGUUUUGGGCCUCGUCUGUCUUGUACAGACCCUAUGGCUACUCUCAACCAGCGACAGAGGAGAUUACGAAGAAGGAGCAGCCGGGAAAAGCACCCAAACUCCACGAGACUCUGUCCCUCCCUCUUUUAACAUGACCCUCUGGCGUUAUUAUCAACAAAUUUUAAUACCACCUACUACUGACGUGACUAAUGAGAGACUCACGAUACUAAUGCCUACUUAUAAAAGAGCUGACAUCCUUCCAUCUGUCAUUAAGCACUAUUGUUCAAUGGGGGAUAGUGUUGAGAAGAUUUUGGUGAUUUGGAAUGAUGUGGAGACACCCAUUCCACCGUCUCUUCACUCGCUGAGGUGCGAUAUUGAUGUUUUAUUUAUUGUCUCGAAGGAGAAUAAAUUAACUAAUCGGUUCAUGCCAAGAGAUGAAAUUGAAACCAAAGGUGUACUGGUAGUGGACGAUGACAGACUAAUAUCGGGUGAUGAUGUACAGUUCGGUUUCCAAAUAUGGAAACAAUUUCGUCACAGGAUCAUUGGAUUCGAGCACAGGAUGCACACGCUCAACCAACAUGGCGACUACCAUUACGGUCCCUACCCCAAAGCUGGGCAAACUCCAGAAAAGCUCGGCUACUCCAUGUUAAUUUCAGCUUCUUUUAUUCUACACAGAGUGUACUUGGAGCUAUUUCAUUCAUCUUAUCUCCCCGGGGAGAUUAUGACUUACAUCAAUAGAGAAAUGAAUUGUGAAGAUGUUGCAAUGUGUAUACUAGUGGCACAGUUUCUGCGUGACGUAGCUUGGCCUCAGAGUUCUGUGAUAUCCGUGAAACCUAGGGUACCGCUGAAAAACCUUGAGGCAACGACAGGUGGUGGUCACAGAGGGCUGUCUAAUCAGCUCAAGCACUACAACAAGAGGUCAGAGUGUCUCAAUAAGUUUGCAGCUGCUUAUGGCGGUCGGCUUCCCCUCCAAUACAUAACUGGGAGGAUGUACAGAGAGCCUAUUAAACCGUGGUACAACUUCAAACUUCAACAAAUAUAGAUUAUAAUUUAUCAUUAAAAUUUUAAAUCGUCAUUAAUAUACAUGCAAUUCUGUAUUAUUAUUAUUAUGUAUUAUUAUUAAUAUCUCUUAUCUGGCAUACAUUAGUCUUUUUUACAA